This is a messenger RNA of Rhopalosiphum maidis (corn leaf aphid), 528 nucleotides long. Its product is annotated as venom peptide isomerase heavy chain-like. Gene Ontology annotation, molecular function: serine-type endopeptidase activity. The transcript is spliced from 4 exons. The record is from RefSeq and is a predicted model, not a curated record. Lineage: Eukaryota; Metazoa; Arthropoda; Insecta; Hemiptera; Aphididae. Gene Ontology annotation, biological process: proteolysis. The coding region runs from base 55 to 246 and encodes 63 amino acids.
AUUUUUUCGCUAAAAUAUCCAGUACGUCAUCGGGGCUCAACUUAUAAUGUCCUAAUGCAUCAUUAUGGUAGAGCAUAUAUCAACGGUCAAAUACUGAUGGCCAAUGCUAAGAAAGCACUUGUUGGAACAGCACCUUGGAAUGUCGGAAUAUAUCGAUUAAAUAAAGAUACUUCUAACUAUGACUUGAUAUGUGGAGGAUCCAUAAUUUCUCCGAAUUUAGUAGUUUCUGCGGCCAAUUGCUUUUAGUACAAAGGGAUAGUAUCUAAAAAAAUAUUAAUAAAUGACGAUUCGUAUAAAAUUGCCGCUGGAAAGUUUGAUAAAAAUCUCAUAGUAGUUGACAAUGACUUUACUAGAAUAGUGAAUGUGGAAAUUAUCUACUUAAAUGAACGUUUCUCUGGAGCUCAUGGUUACUUUGCUAAUGAUAUAAUAGCUGUUAUCGUUUUAUCGAGCAGAUAAUAUUUUAGUAACGUUGUUGCACCAAUUUGUAUCGAUUGGAAUAGUAAAUACAGUGUACCGAACGGAGUUGAA